Stegostoma tigrinum is the source of this 1534-nucleotide messenger RNA. It is a transcript of the gene wwox, whose product is annotated as WW domain containing oxidoreductase. Bases 49 to 1350 code for a protein of 433 amino acids. The record is from RefSeq and is a predicted model, not a curated record. NCBI's taxonomy places the organism in Eukaryota, Metazoa, Chordata, Chondrichthyes, Orectolobiformes, Stegostomatidae. The transcript has 10 exons. Gene Ontology annotation, molecular function: protein binding.
UGAGGUAGGUAAACAGUCUGGCAGUUGCGGUGUGAACCUGCUAGGACGAUGGCCGCUUUGAAGUAUGCGGGGCUGGACGACACCGACAGUGAGGAUGAACUGCCUCCUGGCUGGGAGGAGAGGACCACAAAAGACGGCUGGAUUUACUACGCCAAUCAUAUUGAGCUGAAGACCCAAUGGGACCAUCCCAAAACCGGGAAAAAGAAACGUGUAGCUGGAGAUUUGCCAUAUGGUUGGGAACGAGAAACAGAUGAUAAUGGUCAAGUGUACUUUGUUGAUCAUAUAAAUAAAAGGACCACGUACCUGGAUCCACGCUUAGCAUUUACUGUUGAAGAAGCAUCUGAAAAACCAAAUAUUCGGCAGAGAUAUGAUGGGAACAGUGCUGCAAUGGAAAUUCUACACGGUCGAGACCUAAGUGGCAAAGUUGUCAUUGUCACUGGAGCCAACUCAGGGAUUGGUUUUGAGACUGCACGCUCUUUAGCUUUGCAUGGAGCCCAUGUUGUCCUAGCCUGCAGAAAUCGAGCUCGAGGCAAUGAGGCCACACAACAGAUACUGGAUGAAUGGUUCUCUACCCAAAGGCAGGUCCCAAAGUGUGGCAAUGUACCUGAAUGUUUAACGCAGCACAAAGCCAAGGUAGAAACUAUGACUUUGGAUUUAUCCUCCCUGAGAAGUGUUGAACAAUUUGCAGAAGCUUACAAGACUAGAAACCUCUCUCUUCACAUACUGAUUUGCAAUGCUGGUGUGUUUGGUUCGUCAUGGCAAUUGACAGAGGAUGGUCUCGAAACCACUUUUCAAGUGAACCAUCUGGGCCACUUCUACCUGGUACAGCUACUUCAAGAUGUCCUGCGCCGCUCAAUACCUUCAAGAGUGAUUAUUGUGUCCUCUGAAUCACACAGAUUCACUGAUAUAAAGGAUUCCUCAGGAAAACUGGAUCUCAGUCGGCUUUCUCCUGCGAAGAAAGAUUACUGGGCCAUGCUAGCCUACAACCGGUCGAAGCUUUGUAAUAUUCUCUUCUCGAAUGAGUUGAACCGUCGCUUGUCUCCUCGUGGAGUAACCUCCAAUGCUCUGCAUCCAGGAAACAUGAUGUACACCUCAAUACACCGCAGCUGGUGGCUAUACACCCUACUGUUUACCUUGGCUCGUCCUUUUACCAAGUCAAUGCAACAGGGAGCUGCCACCACCGUUUACUGUAGCGUUGCCCCGGAGCUGGAGGGAUUGGGAGGGAUGUAUUUCAACAACUGCUGUCGGUGCCUGACGUCACAGCAAGCUCAGGAUGAAGUUGCAGCCUGUGCGUUGUGGGAGCUGAGUGAGAAGGUGAUCCAAGAGCGAGCUGGCAGUCAACCUGCCUAAGCGCGCAGCUCCCCGGGUUUGUGAAGACGGAAGCGAGGAACCGUGCACCAGAAAACUGCCGUCCUUAAAUAUUCUCCCUGUUUCUCUCUCUCUCUCUCUCUCUCUCCCUGCCCAGUUCUUUGCCAAUGUUAUCAGUGUGCGAGAUUGAGCACUUCUCAAAUAAAGCUUAACCCUUUACAACCUC